Cladophialophora yegresii CBS 114405 is the source of this 987-nucleotide messenger RNA. RefSeq lists its product as uncharacterized. The record is from RefSeq and is a predicted model, not a curated record. The coding region runs from base 1 to 987 and encodes 328 amino acids. Lineage: Eukaryota; Fungi; Ascomycota; Eurotiomycetes; Chaetothyriales; Herpotrichiellaceae. Gene Ontology annotation, molecular function: metallopeptidase activity. The transcript is spliced from 3 exons.
AUGCUGAAGUGGCUAGCAGGCCUGUUCCUCCUCUUGAUGACCCUAAAGCCAGCCGCGACAGUAAGCUUCCGCUUCCCGCAAGGCACGGACCAGGAAGCCGUGCACGAAAUGCAACAAGCCUUCGCCGACGCAAUGACCAUGGCCAGAUUCGUCGCCAUCACGACCAUUCCCUGCGAAGAGAACUUCCUCCGUUAUUUUACACCCGCGGACUUCCUAUUCGUCCAGCGCGUUUUUCGUACCAUUGCCAACAUCCCAUUCAAUCAGCAAUUCGAACCCCGGACCGUGGGACAGUAUCUGCAAAUGCUGGACGCGUACGGCUGGCUGAACCCGAAGUUCGAGCAAUUGUCCAUCGCCGUGGGCGAUAAUCCGGAUGCAGGACCGCCGAGCUAUAGCAGGUACAAGAAGUGCAGCGACGGCGGCUUGGCGGGGGUCAUGCUGUAUGAUCCCCGGAGAUAUGGGCGUCGGGGGUUGAUGUCGUUGUGUCCGCAGACGUUUGAGACGUUUUACUCUCUCAGAGAUAUCGAGCAGCCCCCUGCAUGGGCGUUGGAUGAGAACGGCAAUCCCGAGGAAGGCUUUAGCUGCUCGAACAUGCUCGAUAGGGAUACCGACUAUAUGCUCAGUCCCGGGGCGAUUCUUCUACACGAGCUGAUUCAUUGGCCUUACCUCCUGCAGGAUAUCCCCGGGUACUCGACCUUGAUCCGACAGUAUCCACGCAACGACUGGUCCACAAUCUGGGAUUUCACGGGACCGAGCCCCACGGACGGAUACGGUCCCUUUAACGCCAUGGCCGUGAGGAACUUACCCGUCUCCCCGGCCACCGGGACAUCUCAGGCAAUCCAGAAUGCCGACAAUUUCGUCUGGUAUGCCGUGAGCAAGUACUGGAGCUGGCGGUGCGGGAGGCAGUUUAAGCGUUCCGCCUCUCCAGAAGAUGGAGAGCUGCGUGGCUUUCUGGCCCGGGAUAAUGACGUGGAUGGUGUGCUUCCAUGA